This is a messenger RNA of Brachypodium distachyon (stiff brome), 693 nucleotides long. Its product is annotated as probable ubiquitin-like-specific protease 2B. The transcript has 7 exons. Gene Ontology annotation, biological process: proteolysis. Bases 1 to 693 code for a protein of 230 amino acids. The record is from RefSeq and is a predicted model, not a curated record. Lineage: Eukaryota; Viridiplantae; Streptophyta; Magnoliopsida; Poales; Poaceae. Gene Ontology annotation, molecular function: cysteine-type peptidase activity.
AUGUACAAACAAAGACGCAGGGGAUGUACAAACAAAGACGAGUUGGACACUGAAACAUUAGAAAUAUGCAUGGAGGAUGUUUGGACGUCUAUAGAUCCCGAAGAAAAGAUCAACUAUGAGUACUUUGAUUCGCUGUGGUUUUAUAUCUACACCAUCAGGAAUGAUAAAAACAAAUCAGAUGUUCUUGAGCGCAUUAAAGACAAGAAAAUAUUUUCAAAACAAUAUGUAUUUGUCCCUAUUAUUCUCUGGGGGCACUGGAACCUCCUUGUGCUGUCCAACUUUGGCAAGAAAAACUACUUGGGUACUAAAAAAGGACCACGCAUGCUUCUGCUAGAUUCACUGAAAACUACAAAUCCAACCAGGCUGCGAUCGGCCAUCAGCAAGUUUAUUGCCGACAUUUUGAAAAGCCAAGAGAGGGAAGAAUUACAGCAGUUCAUAAAAGAAGUCAAGCUUGAGAUUCCUGAGGUGCCACAGCAAAGUGGCCGGAUGGACUGUGGUAUAUAUGUUCUUUACUUCUUCUUCUGUAUCCUUAUUGUCGAGAAACUGGGAGAAGAUUUGAGCCAGCUGGAGGUGCUGAAGAACAUAGAGGACUUUCGCCGGGAUAUUCAUUCCUUCUUCCAGUACGAUUAUACCUUAUCUAUCUACAAAUCAGAGUUCAUUUUCCCUAGUUGCAAGUUAUCUGAGCAAUGUUGA